AUGUACAUUAAGACAAAAAUCAGUGCUGGUAUACAUGGUUCAAUCGAGCAACAUGAGAAUGUCCGUGAAUUGCUAAAGGCUAUUGACGAGCAAUUCGUCACUUCAGAUAAAGCCUUGGCAAGCACCCUAAUUAUGAAGUUCACAUCCCUGAAGCUCACCGGUGUAAGAGGUGUGCGUGAACAUAUCAUGGAGAUGAGGGACAUUGUGGCUCAAUUGAAGAAACUCGAGGUAGAAAUGUCUGAAUCUUUCUUGGUGCACUUUAUUCUUAACACUCUUCCACCUCAGUAUGGACCUUUCAAAAUCUCUUACAACACACAUAAGGAUAAGUGGUCUAUCAAUGAAUUGAUGACCAUGUGUGUUCAAGAGGAAGGAAGGUUAUUGAUGGAACAAGGAGAAAGUGCCAUGCUGGUGACGCAAAGGAAAGGAAAGAAAGGAAAAUCUCAAGCUAGUCAGAAAGGGAAGCAACAAAUUCCUCCCAAAUCUGACAUUAAGAAAGACGAAAAGUGUUUUUUCUGUAAAAAGAAAGGACACGUGAAGAAGAAAUGUCUGAAAUUUCAGAAUUGGCUUGAGAAGAAAGGGUAUGCAAAACCUAAGGAAGCCAAUGACAAGUGAGCAAUUCAUCUUAUCCGGAAACAAGAUGGGCUCGCAUGUGGAAGCAAUAGGGAUAUGUUAUUUAACUUUAAAUAGUGGUUUUGUUUUAGAAUUGCAAAAGACUUUUUAUGUACCAAGUUUCUCACGAAACUUGAUUUCAGUUUCUA
Vitis vinifera (wine grape) is the source of this 758-nucleotide messenger RNA. RefSeq lists its product as uncharacterized. Gene Ontology annotation, molecular function: zinc ion binding; nucleic acid binding. Bases 1 to 612 code for a protein of 203 amino acids. The record is from RefSeq and is a predicted model, not a curated record. The transcript has 2 exons. NCBI's taxonomy places the organism in Eukaryota, Viridiplantae, Streptophyta, Magnoliopsida, Vitales, Vitaceae.